Vespa crabro (European hornet) is the source of this 3174-nucleotide messenger RNA. RefSeq names its product nicotinate phosphoribosyltransferase (gene Naprt). Gene Ontology annotation, biological process: NAD+ biosynthetic process. The record is from RefSeq and is a predicted model, not a curated record. The coding region runs from base 754 to 2595 and encodes 613 amino acids. The transcript is spliced from 11 exons. NCBI's taxonomy places the organism in Eukaryota, Metazoa, Arthropoda, Insecta, Hymenoptera, Vespidae. Gene Ontology annotation, molecular function: nicotinate phosphoribosyltransferase activity.
UGUAAUUAUGACGAACAUAAAAAGAUUGAUUGUAGAUUGCAUAUAAUACGUUGAAAUACUUCAUGUACUUAAUACUUCAUCGAUAGGCACAAUAAUUUUAUAUUAAAAGUUACAUCUUUCGAAACAUUCACAAUUAACCGCGAAUUUCGAGUCAUUCGUUCUUUCAAGGACACACUUUCUUUUCAUAUUUUAUUCUUAAAUAAUGAUCAAGAGUGAAAUGAAAAGUUUUCUACUAAUGUAUAAAUAAAAUGCAAGAUAUUGUAGUUCAUCUCUAAACUAGCAUAUCAGUUAUUGAUAGUGAUUUUUAAACAGUAAAAAGUAUGUAAAGCAGCGAACAUUAUGACUUAUUUAACAACUGAUUCGACGACUGGCGAAAUAACGGGUCAUGCAUGUAUCGUCUGAACGUCCUUCAAACGUUUCUAUCGAUUCUAAGAGGGUACGCGAUCGUAUAUUACUGUGGACUUCUUUAAAUCAUGUCAGUCCGUCAGUAACCGUGAACGACGGGGUAUUGUGUAAUGUAAACUGUGUAGUACUAUUAAUACUUAAUUGUUUGAAGCAUUAUAUUAGUGAGAGAAAAAAAUAUAUAUAAAUAAGUAUAUAUAGACAUAGAUAGAUAUAUAUAUAUAUAUAAAUAUAUAUAUAUAUAAAACGGAGAUAGAGAGAUAGAGAGAGAUAGAGAGAUAGAGAUAGUCACAAGAGAUAGAGAGAGAGAAAGACUAUUCAGAUACAAAAGAAAAUAAAUUUCUCUUAAUAAUGUCAGAUGAGGACUGCAAAACAUGGUGUCACUCGCGGCAAAAUGCUGUUGUUCAGCCUCUUUUGACAGAUUUAUAUCAGAUUACAAUGGCAUAUGCUUAUUGGAAAAGCGGUAAAACCAAUGAUUAUGCAGUAUUUGAUUUAUUUUUUCGAAAGAACCCCUUUCAAGGAGAAUUCACAAUUUUUGCUGGUCUCGAAGAAUGCAUUAAAUUUCUGGAGAGGUUUCAGUAUUCAAACAGUGAUAUCAAGUAUUUGAAAUCAACAAUGCCUGCUACGGUAGACCCGGAAUUCUUUAAUUAUUUAAAAAAUGUCAAUGUAAAUGAUGUUACUAUUUAUGCAAUGCAAGAAGGCUCUGUUACAUUUCCAAGAAUUCCAUUGUUACGAGUUGAAGGACCAUUAAUAAUAGUACAACUGUUGGAGACAACUUUAUUAACAUUGGUGAACUAUGCAAGUUUGAUGGCAACUAAUGCAGCCAGAUAUCGGAUGGUUGCUGGGAAAAAUAUUACAUUGUUAGAGUUUGGCCUUCGUAGAGCUCAAGGUCCAGAUGGAGGAUUAAGUGCAUCUAAAUAUAGCUACGUUGGUGGAUUUGAUGGUACAAGUAAUGUAUUAGCUGGAAAGUUAUUUAAUAUUCCAGUGAGUGGAACUCAUGCACAUGCAUACAUUACAUCUUUUACAAGUAUCGAUGAUUUACAAGCCAAAACUCUUGCUCAUAAACAAACAGGAAAAGUUUAUGAUCUUUUAGAGUUGGCAUCGAAAUAUCGAGAUGCUAUUGCCGGUGAUUUAGGAAGUAUAGUGUCUGAAGCUUCUAGUGGAGAAUUAGCUGCCUUAAUCAGCUAUGCUAUAGCUUUUCCAGAGAGAUUUACAGCUCUUGUAGACACAUAUGAUGUUAAAAGCAUUGAAGCAUCAGCCAAGCAAAAGACAUUUAUAACCAGCCUAAAUGUAAAGAAUAAGCUUCUAACUAAAGGAUCCAAUGCAUAUGCUCAAAAUGGUGUGAGAAACAAUACGCUUAUAUCAGAACCUACUUCGCAUCACAAGAAUGGCUUUUUAAGACGAGGCGAAUUGGGUGAGCUCUAUGUGAGGAGUGGCAUUUUAAAUUUCUGUGCUGUUGCACUUGCCUUAAAUGAUUUGGAUUACAAAGCUAUUGGAAUAAGACUUGAUAGCGGUGAUUUGGCAUAUCUUAGUAAUGCUGCUAGAGAUAUCUUUGAAAAACUUGCUGUUAAAUAUAAUAUACCAUGGUUCGCACGAUUGACAAUCGUUGCAUCGAAUGAUAUUAAUGAAGAAACAAUUAUAAGUUUGAAUGAGCAGGUAAAACAUAGUCACAAAAUUGACUGUUUUGGAAUUGGUACGCAUCUUGUAACGUGUCAAAGACAACCAGCAUUAGGUUGCGUAUACAAGAUGGUUGAAAUCAAUGGUCAACCAAGAAUCAAGCUCAGUCAAGAAGUUGGUAAAAUGAAUAUUCCUGGUAAAAAGAAUGCAUACAGAUUAUAUGGUGCAGACGGAUAUGCAUUAAUUGACAUAUUACAAAGAUCAACAGAGGAAGUACCGCAAAUAAAACAGAAAGUUCUCUGUAGACAUCCAUUUCAAGAAUCAAAAAGAGCAUAUGUUAUACCAACACGUGUAGAACCAUUGCACAAAAUAUAUUGGAAAAAUGGUAAACUCUGCGAACCCUUACCGACGUUAACACAAAUUAGAGAUAGAGUACAGGAAUCUCUUAAAACAUUAAGAAAUGAUCAUAAAAGAAAUUUGAACCCUACACCAUAUAAGGUGGCUGUUAGCGAUGAUUUGUAUAAUUUUAUACACGAUUUGUGGUUGCAAAAUGCGCCUAUUGGAGAACUGUCGUGAAGCUGUAGAUGUUUACUGAGUCUUAAAUUGUUGAAAAAUGAACAAUGUUGUCUAUGAUUCAAAAGUAUGUAAAAAUCAUGCAAAUUUGUGUGUGCGAUACACUCAAAGAAAAAUUUUAAAAAUAUUAGAGAUAUAUUUUGUACGAUUAAAAUCACUGAUAGCUCUAUGAAAUAUCAUGCUACUUUGAUACAUGUACAAAUUCUUCAUAUAUAUAUCUAAUAUUCUAUUUAUAUUAUUUUACAUACACGCUUCAGUAAAAUGCCUUGUUACAAAUAUUGCAACAAUUUGUUACUUCGAGAAUUUAUGGACUCAUAGAAAUACACGUAAUGUUAAUCUGUUUUAUUUUUUGAAGGGCAAGAUAUAUAUAUAUAUAUAUACACAUAUAGAUACAUAUAUAUAUAUAUAUAUAUAUAUAUAUAUAUAUAUAUAUAUGUAUGUUUUAUUUGUAAUAAAUGAUUACUUAUUAGUAGCGCGCAUAAAUAUAUUUAUAUUAAUGUAUAGUGAAAAACCUAAUCAUGUGAUAUAAAUGUAAAUAUGGAUUAGAAAAUAUUAAGCUUUUGGUAGCUAAAUCAGAUUAAA